AUGAAUCAACAAAACCCCAACUUGCCCAAUGGGCAGCAGCAGCAACUCAACAUGGGAAUGCAGAACAACAUUGCCAACCCCCACUGGCGUGAUGAAUUGCCUGCAAGUGACCGCAAUAGCUUUGUAACGCAACUGGCACAAGCUUUGACACUGUUAUCGCCAAACACAUCAGAGAAUGACAUUUAUACUGCAGCAAGGAACUUUGAGCAAACGUUAUACCAGAACAGUAUCAACAAGAAUCAAUACAUCCUUGCUUAUGCCAAGAAGAUUCAUCACAUUCGAUCCAGUCUACGAGAUUUGAUGGCGAAUCAAGGUGGUGCUGGUGGUAAUGCUGCUGCUGCUGCUGCUGCUGCUGCGGCCGCUGCUGCGUCAGCCGGUGGUGCUGGUGGUCCAUCCAAUCUUGCCAACAUGAUCCAUGACGGUCAGCUGCCACUUAAUAUUGGCAAUCUCGCCAUGCAGCAGCAAAUGUCUCCGCUUGUUGCACAACAACAGCAGAACGCGUCGCCCCAUCAGGCCACUCCUGCCAGUCAACAACAACAACAGCAACAACGACAGCAGCAGCAACAACAAAAUUUCGCAUCACCUUUAAAUAUGAACCAACAAAUGGCAGCGGGGCAGAACCAAAUACGUCCAAACAUGUUUCAACCGGGUAUGAUGCAAAGACCUCUUCAACAACAAGGGGUGCCCAUACAACAGCCUCAACAACAACAACAACAAGGUCAACCACAACAACAGCAACCACAGCAACAACAACAGCAGCAGCCUCAACAACAAGGUCAACCCCAAUUACAAAAUCCACAACAACAAGCACAAUUAUUAGCAUUACAAAGGGCGGCUUUGGCAGCUGCUCAGCAACAGGGUGUUACUAGUCAAGCGGGUGGUAAUGGUGGUGGAGGAGGAGGCAAUCAGCAGCAGCAAAUAUCAUUGAACAUGUUACAAAGUCUUGGUGGUGCGCUUAAUGGUGUUAACCAACCUGCAGCCAUGUCAUUAUCACCACAACAAAUGCAAAUGUUUCUUGCUCGACAAUUGGCUUUUCAAAAUCAACAACGAUCUCAACAAGGUGGUCAACAACAACCAACAACACAGCAACCAGCACAAUCACAACCAUCUCAAGGCACUUCACAACAACCCAAUGCUGCAAGUAUGUUGAUGAAUAUGAAUAUGCAACAAAUUCGACCUGGGAUGAUGCAACAAAGUCCCAAUUUCAGAUCUGGUGUUACAGCUGCAUCCUUACAAGCUGCUGCUUCAUAUCCUGCUGGUGCCGCUGCUGCUCUCAAUCAAGCUUCUAUGCCUGGUGUAUCAGCUGCUAUGCUUGCCAAUAAUCUUACUGCUCAACAACAAGUGUCACGUCCACCUCAUCAGCCUCAGGCACAGCCACAACAACAGCAAGGGCAACCACAACAACAACAGCAACAGCCACAACAACAAGGGCAAAUGUCACAACAAGAAUUGUUGAUCCAACAAAUUCAGCAGCAGCAUAGACAACAAUUGUUGAGGCAACAACAACAGCAACAGCAACAGCAGCAGCAACAACAAGGAGGUCAAGGUCAAGGUCAAGGUCAACCACAACAACCAUCACCAAGACCCCCACAGCAACCUCAGCAACAACAACAACAGCAGCAACCUCCUCAGCAACCAGGAAUGCCCCAAAAUGCAGCCGCCAUGCUUCAAAACACGAAUGCUUCUCCACAACAACGACAAGCUAAUAAUCAAAGGUUGAUGAUGAUGAUACAACAACGUGGUGGUGCUGCUGAAUUGGUGCGUCAAUUGGAUGAAACGGUUCGAAAUGGUCGUGCUCGUGCUAGACCUGUUGAAAAUUUGAGCCAGCAAGAAAAGAAUGAUAUCAAUGAGAAUAUGCUGCGAAUGAAGCAAAUGUUCGAUAGGCUGGGUGAAUUAUUGCCAGUGUUUCUACAAAUGACCAGCAAUGUGGAGGCGACUCGACGACUUAUUCUCAUGAAGCAUCUUUACGAGGAGCAAUUUAAGCUUUUGCCACAACAAACAUACAUUGUGACCUUGGAUCAGCUUAAUCUCUUGAGGGAUCAAUUGUCACGAUACUUUAAUUGGGUGCGUCUCAAUGUCUCGGGUCCACAGAUGGGUGGCAUGCAACAACAACAGCAACAACCUGGUGUAUCACAGCCUCCAGCUAUGGGAUCACAACCUCCUACUACAGCUGCAGCUACAGUAUCACAAAUGCCUCAAGCCCCACAGCCACAACCACCAUCAGCCACACAGGCACCUCCACAACAAGGACAACAACAACACGUGCCAUCCCCUAUGCCUCAACAGCAACAAGCCGUACGUCCACCUGUUUCAAUGUCACAAUCUCCUCAACAAAUGGCUGCUGAACAAGUACCCACAUCCAAUGCAAUGGGUAUCAAACGUGCUAGUAUCGAUUUGAAAUUGCCACCAUCCAAAAAGCAACGUGCAGCAGCUAAUCAACAACAACAACAACCCCAAGAAGCAGGUGUAUCAUCUGCACCCUCACCAGCAGCAGCACAAGCAGUAUCAGCAUCAUCAUCACCGGCUACUAUGCUUCAAACAGGUCAAGCACCGCCUGCUUUGGGUGGUGGUGGUGGUGGUGGUGGUGGUCCAAUUGCUACCAACAAUGUUUCACCACAAGAGUUACAACAAGCUGCCCUUGCUAGAGGAUUCCCUGCUGAAUUGUUGCGAGUAUUACCAGAACAAGCUUUGCAAUGGAGUUGGGUUCUUACUCAAGCUGAAAAGAAGGCAUUGUCAUUGAAUCCACAAAGCAUUGAUUAUCUUCGUAAAAUGUUGGAUAUGGCUGUCAAUGCUGCUAGAAGGCAAUUGGAAAUGCAACAGCAGCAGCAGCAACAACAACAACAACAAAAUGUUGCCACGACAACCGAAACGCCACAGCAACAACAAACACCUGUGCCACCUCCAUCACAACAACGUACACCUUCAGUGACAUCGAUACGUUCAUCACCAGCAAUGACACCUGCAGCUGCAUCCACACCUGCUACGAAUGCUGCUGCAACACCUGCACCAGCACCACCACCAGCAUCCACUCCAUCCAUGGCUGCUGCAGCAAGUAGACCAGCAACAACGCCCAUGACUACACCCGCUACAAUUGCAGCAACGACUUCUACUACUACGCCUGCUACUGUAGCCACCACACCCACUACGCUUACUACCACUCCUACUGCUACCACUGUUGCUGCUGUGAGUACACCGAUGGCGAGUCAUAUAGCAACGACACCUACUACAAGUCGUCCACAAUUAUCAACGACACCAUCACAACAGCAACAACAACGUCCUGGCAUGAAUGCAGAAAACAAAGUGGUCAACACGAUGAUGUAUGCCAAUGAUGUGCUCAAGGAUGUUGCUUCUAUUCUUGCCCAAAAGACACCUGAUGAUGCACCGGAAAAGAUCGCAUUGGACGUCAUGCGGGAAGGGCCUCAUUGUGCUUAUGCAUUUGACGCCUCUCCUUUCAAAGAAGGAUACAAGGAUGAAACAUUUAGUUUGGCGCUUGAUCGUGGAUUACUUGGCAGCAAGAAUGAAAUUACCAAAGACAAUGAGCCCGCCGACCCCUCGACCGACUGGUACGAACCUGGCAUGAUGGAUCCUGGUAUCAUUGGAAUGAAUGAAAUCAUGCGUGGUUUUGAGUGGGAUGAGUCGGGCGCCAUGAUAUCAUCUUAA
Lichtheimia ornata is the source of this 3660-nucleotide messenger RNA. RefSeq lists its product as uncharacterized. Gene Ontology annotation, biological process: regulation of transcription by RNA polymerase II. The record is from RefSeq and is a predicted model, not a curated record. The transcript is spliced from 4 exons. Bases 1 to 3660 code for a protein of 1219 amino acids. Gene Ontology annotation, cellular component: mediator complex. Gene Ontology annotation, molecular function: transcription coregulator activity. Lineage: Eukaryota; Fungi; Mucoromycota; Mucoromycetes; Mucorales; Lichtheimiaceae.